Molecule: messenger RNA, 3474 nt
Organism: Lodderomyces parapsilosis
Lineage: Eukaryota; Fungi; Ascomycota; Pichiomycetes; Serinales; Debaryomycetaceae
Gene: PKC1
Product: protein kinase C
Exons: 1
Coding region: 1-3474 (1157 amino acids)
Biological process (GO): protein phosphorylation; fungal-type cell wall biogenesis; signal transduction
Molecular function (GO): diacylglycerol-dependent serine/threonine kinase activity; ATP binding
Source: RefSeq, a predicted model, not a curated record
AUGUCACGUCAGGGGCAGCAUCAAAACCCAGAGGAGGUGAUAAAAGAUAUUAGAGGUAAGAUUGAUACUGAACAAAAGAUUAUUCAAGGGUAUCAAGAUGUCAAGAGGAAUUCUACCAAUGCCGAAGUUGUUCAGAAAUGCAAAUCCAAAAUUAUCGAGUCUCAGACUUUGAUUGACUACUAUCAGGAAUCCAUCAACAAACUAUCUCGCCAAAUGCUGAGAAUGAAUGUGAAGAGUGCAGACGAUCGAAGCUCUACCAUAUCUGAGUACAAACCAACGUACUCAAGGUUAGACUUGAUCAAGUAUGAAUGUCCAUCAUUAGGUCAUAAAAUUCAACAUAUGAUUCAACAAUUACAAUUUAAGCUUCAGGUUGAGAAUCAAUACGCUGAGGCAAAUAAGAAAAUUUCACACCUUUAUUUGAUGGAUGGAGAUAGAUCAUCAAGUAAUGCGGCUGAAGGGGGUAGAGCUGAAAGUGAUCAAAGAAUACAACUAUUGGAGAAAGCAUUGAAAAAAUAUCAAAAUUUCAACAUCAAUUCAGAGGAUUUCAAUAGAGACUAUGAAAUAAUGGAUACUCCAAAACAUGCAAGAAAACCAUUGAGUGGCAAAUUGACAAUUGCCAUAGCGUGUGUCAGAGAUGUGGAUCAUAUGGCUACAGCCGCGUUCAAAAAAAGAGAUACUAUAGUGACUGUCAAAAUUGAUGAUGUUGAAAGGGCAAGAACAAAGCCAUCGAAGAAUGACAACUGGUCAGAGGAACUACUUAUCAAUGUGGAAAAGGGUCACGAAAUUGAGUUAACGGUGAUGGACAAACUGAGUGGAACUUAUGUUCCGAUUGCUGUGAAUUGGCUUUCGUUGUUUGAUGUUGCUGAAGAGAUCCGUAAAAAGAAGGUUGCAAAGGACCAAGGAGCUAGUGGAUGGUUACCUGCAAGCAAUUUGCCACAAACUAACGGCUCUGGAGGCAAUGGCAACUACGGAUCAUCUAGCUGGGGAGCUAAUUCGGCAUUGAACUUGCCACAAAACGAAAUCACACCCCUGAGGUCCCCAAAUAAAACCGACAGUACUACCGGUGACUUUAAUCAAAAGGUUUCGGUAAAUACCUGGUUGAGUUUAGAGCCUUGUGGUCAAAUGUUGAUCAAUAUUAAUUUUGAGAAAUCUAUUACACAGGGCAAGCAAUUCAAAGGACCGCUUGGAAGACACGGUGCAAUUCGUCAAAGGAAGGAGGAAGUGUUUGAACAACAUGGCCAUCAAUUUGUUCAAAAACAAUUUUACAAUAUCAUGUGCUGUGCACUUUGUGGAGAGUUUUUACGUUAUACUGGGUUUCAAUGUCAAGAUUGUAAAUUCUUGUGUCAUAAAAAAUGUUACCAAAAGGUUGUUACCAAAUGUAUUUCCAAAUCAGGGUCCGAUUAUGAUGCAGCUCAGUUGAAGCAUCGUAUUCCUCAUAGAUUUGAACCAGUUACGAAUCAUGGUACCAAAUGGUGUUGUCAUUGUGGUUACUUGUUACCGUGGGGUAAGAAAAAUGCAAGAAAGUGUACCGAAUGUGGUAUCAUGUGUCAUGCCCAAUGUACACACUUGGUUCCCGAUUUAUGUGGAAUGUCGUUACAAAUGGCUAAUGAGAUUCUUGCCACGAUCAAGUCCACAAAGGUGUCUCCAAAGAAACCAAAACAGAUUCUGGAAAAGGUUGCCAUUCUGGAAAUGAGACAGGAACCUAAUUAUCAGAAUACAGAAUACCAAGUGCUCUCUUCACAAGAAAAGCAGAUGCAAGAGGCUCAGCAACAAUAUCAACAACCAAAGAAGCCACUACCACCAAAACCAUCUGUGUUGGGUAAAUCUUCUGGAGAGUCUGUUGAGACAUUACGUAAUUCAUCUGAAGAAGAGCAGGACGAUAAUGACUUUAAUGCAAAACUUCCAACGACAACUCAAAAGUUGUACCAAGCACCAAUGGACAAUGCUUCCCAUUCGCGUACGGCUAGACGUCGUCCACCAGUUGAAGAUGAGCAGAUGAGAGAUUACACAAAUGAGCACCAAUACCGCCAUCCUUAUGGUGAGGAAGUGCGUGGUCGGGAUGCUGCUGCUGCUACUGCUACCGGUAGAGCUGAUCAUACAUCAAAUGAUGCAGGCGAUUAUGCCAUGAAUAAUGAAAAAUCGUUCAUUCUUGAUGAUGAUAAAAACAAUCGUGCGGAAGAUGCUUUUGUUGAUUUUGAUUACAAGAAUCAGUUCACCGAAAACCAGAUUAUAUCACCAGAGGUAAAAGAUGAAAUAAUUAUAAGCCCCUUUUUGGAUCAAAAGGAUAAAUCAGAUGAGAACGGCAAUAAGGGCAACAAGUUGGAAACGUUGGAUCCAUCAAUAUCAGUGUCUAAAGAUGAAGAAUACAAAGUGAAUAAGCCUCAUCACAAACACCAUCACCGUGGACAUUCUGGAGUGACAACUCAUUCAGGUAAAUCAUCUUCAGGUAAGCCCAAACGUCGCAAAAGAAAAGUUGGUUUGGAUGAUUUCCAAUUCCUUGCUGUAUUGGGUAAAGGAAACUUUGGUAAAGUGAUGUUGGCUGAAUCAAGACAUACUUCGAAUUUAUGUGCCAUCAAGGUAUUGAAAAAAGAUUUUAUUGUUGAAAAUGAUGAAGCCGAAAGUGUUCGUUCUGAAAAACGGGUAUUUUUAACUGCAAAUAAAGAAAUGCAUCCAUUCUUGUUGAAUUUGCAUUGUUGUUUCCAAACCGAGAAUAGGAUAUAUUUUGUGAUGGAGUAUAUCUCUGGUGGUGAUUUGAUGUGGCAUAUACAAAAGAAUCGGUUUUCAGCCAAAAGGGCUAAAUUUUAUGCUUGUGAAGUGUUGCUUGGAUUGAAAUAUUUCCAUGACAAUGGAAUCGUUUAUCGUGAUUUGAAAUUGGAUAAUAUCUUGUUAACGACAAAGGGGCAUAUCAAGAUUGGUGAUUAUGGAUUGUGUAAAGAAAACAUGUGGCAUGAAAAUACAACAUCGACUUUUUGUGGUACACCUGAGUUUAUGGCACCUGAAAUUGUUGCUGGUAAAAACUAUACUCGAAGUGUUGACUGGUGGGCAUUUGGAGUCUUGUUGUUUCAAAUGUUGCUUUGUCAAUCUCCAUUCAAAGGUGAUGAUGAAGAUGAUAUAUUCAAUGCUAUUGAGCAUGAUGAAGUGAAGUACCCCGUCAGUUUAUCACGUCAAACUGUACUUAUCUUGCAAGCUUUGUUGACAAAGGAUCCUCAACAACGAUUGGGAAGCAGUGAACGUGAUGCAGAAGAGAUUAUGGAGCAUCCGUAUUUCCAAGAUGUUAAUUUCGAUGAUGUUUUGCAUUGUCGUAUACCUGCUCCAUAUAUCCCUGAAAUUAGUUCUGAACAUGAUUAUUCCAAUUUUGAUCAAGAGUUUACAUCAGAGACUCCAAGGUUGACUCCAGUGGAGACGGUGUUGACGUCGGAGAUGCAAGAACAAUUUAGAGGAUUUUCCCACAUUUCCGAAACAGCUGCCAUCUAG